AUGUUUGCGACACGGCGUCUCACAGCCACCGCGAGGCUGCAUCAUGUGCCUAGAGCUUCCAUAUCGCGACACUUCCACAGCUCUCCACGCCCAUUCGUGCAAGUCGGUGAUGCCAUCCCUGACAUCGAGCUGAGGGAAGGCUCACCAGGCAACAAAGUCUCCCUCGCGAAAGAACUCAAAGCGAAGGGCAUUAUAAUCGGUGUUCCAGGUGCCUUCUCGCCAGCGUGCUCCGCUUCGCAUCUACCCGGCUACGUCAACUUUCCCGGUCUCAAGGAUGCAGGACAGGUCUUCGUCGUCAGCGUCAACGAUCCAUUCGUGAUGAAAGCGUGGGCCGCGACACUCGACGAGGGUUCGAAAAGCGGCAUCCGCUUUCUGGCAGAUCCGCAUGCCGAAUUCACCACGGCGCUCGACUUACAGUUCGAUGCAUCGUCCAUCUUUGGUCAGCCACGGUCGAAGAGGUACGCCCUUGUCAUCGAGGACGGCAAGGUGAAGGAGGCGCACAUUGAGCCCGACAACACGGGCGUCAGUGUGUCCACUGCAGAGAGUGUGCUAGGUGGUGCGCACCUGCAAUAA
Messenger RNA from Baudoinia panamericana UAMH 10762, 573 nucleotides. RefSeq lists its product as uncharacterized. The transcript is spliced from 4 exons. The coding region runs from base 1 to 573 and encodes 190 amino acids. The record is from RefSeq and is a predicted model, not a curated record. Gene Ontology annotation, molecular function: thioredoxin peroxidase activity. Gene Ontology annotation, biological process: hydrogen peroxide catabolic process; cell redox homeostasis; cellular response to oxidative stress. Gene Ontology annotation, cellular component: cytoplasm; cytosol; peroxisome. Lineage: Eukaryota; Fungi; Ascomycota; Dothideomycetes; Mycosphaerellales; Teratosphaeriaceae.